CACGCGCGCAGCGCGAGAACUAAUGGUGGGAUCGGGUCGCAGCAAGCCGUCGAUGAUCUAUACACACAUCUGUCGGCGCUCGGGUUAUAACGCCAACAUCGAGCCGGCGAGGAAUAAAACGUGAUACUAAACAGGCAUCUGUAUGAGCGCGGGACACGAACGCGCACUAUGGUCCGGGAAACCAGACACCUAUGGGUGGGGAAUUUACCUGAAAAUGUGCGAGAGGAGAAAAUUAUCGAGCAUUUCAAACGGUAUGGAAGAGUGGAGAGUGUCAAGGUGCUCCCUAAGCGGGGCUCUGAGGGGGGCGUGGCUGCCUUUGUGGAUUUUGUGGACAUUAAGAGCGCCCAAAAGGCCCACAAUUCUAUCAACAAGAUGGGGGACCGGGACCUGCGCACUGACUACAACGAGCCGGGCACCAUCCCCAGCGCUGCCCGUGGUCUUGACGACAGCUUGUCCAUAGGCUCUCGCGGACGAGACGUGUCUGGGUUCGCGAGGGCCGCUGGGGGGGCGGUGUAUGGACCCCCCACAUCCCUCCACAGCAGAGAGGCACGCUAUGAACGCAGGCUAGAUGGGACGUCGGACAGUCGGGAGCGUGCCUAUGACCACAGUGCCUACGGACACCAUGAGCGCAGUGGCAGCAGCUUUGAGAGACCGCGCCAUUACGACUCUGAGUAUUACCGUGACCCCCGGGACCGUACUCUUGGCGGAGCUGGGAGUGGCUCUGGCCCUGGAGGCACCGGGGGUGGGGUUUCCAGUGGAGUUGGAUCGGGGGUUGGAGGAGCAGGGGCAAGUGGAGGGGGGACCGCAGGAGGAAGUGGUGGAGCCGGCAGCGGAGGGGGUGGAGCUACGUCCGUGGCGGUGGGCUACUAUGGCUCUCGGAGCCGCAGCCCCAGUCGCUUCGAAACCCCCGAACCACGGUACGAGCCCCGGGCCCGUGAGGCCUUCACCCUGGCCAGUGUGGUGCACCGAGACCUGUACCGCGAAGAGAGGGGCCGGCGUGGCGAACGCACGUACCACCACAGCCGCAGUCGGUCGCCACAUUCGUCACAAUCGCUGAACCCAUCUCCACAGCGGCUGGCCAGCCAGACUGCCCGACCCCCACGCUCCCCUAGUGGCUCUGCCUCUGGCAGCCGCUCCUCCAGCUCAGACUCCGUCAGCAGCACCAGCAGCAGCAGCAGCGGCAGCAGUGAUUCCAGCAGCAGCUCCAGCGAUGAAUCGCCGGCGCGAUCUGUGCAGUCGGCUGCUGUGCCGGCUCCAUCCACCCAGCCUCCAGUGGCCCUUGAUAAGGAUGAACCACGCAAGAGCUUUGGCAUCAAGGUCCAGAACCUACCUGUCCGAUCCACAGACACCAGUCUGAAAGAUGGCCUUUUCCAUGAGUUCAAGAAGUACGGGAAGGUGACAUCAGUGCAGAUUCAUGGAGCGUCAGAAGAGCGCUAUGGCCUGGUCUUCUUCCGGCAGCAGGAGGACCAAGAAAAGGCCCUCAGUGCAUCAAAGGGAAAGCUGUUCUUCGGCAUGCAGAUUGAGGUCACGGCAUGGAACGGCCCAGAGACUGAGAGUGAGAAUGAAUUCCGGCCCCUGGAUGAGCGCAUUGAUGAAUUCCACCCUAAAGCCACAAGGACCUUGUUCAUUGGGAACCUGGAAAAGACUACCACCUACCAUGACCUGCUCAACAUCUUUCAGCGAUUUGGGGAGAUUGUGGACAUAGAUAUAAAAAAGGUGAACGGUGCACCCCAGUAUGCCUUUUUGCAGUAUUGUGACAUUGCCAGUGUCUGCAAGGCCAUUAAGAAGAUGGAUGGGGAGUACUUGGGCAACAACAGGCUCAAGCUGGGUUUUGGAAAGAGCAUGCCUACCACAUGUGUGUGGCUUGAUGGGCUUUCUUCCACUAUCACGGAGCAGUAUCUCACGCGCCACUUUUGCCGCUAUGGCCAUGUAGUCAAGGUUGUGUUCGACAGGCUAAAAGGCAUGGCCUUGAUCCUCUACAACAAUAUAGAGUAUGCGCAGGCUGCUGUCAAAGAGACCAAAGGCUGGAAAAUUGGUGGCAACAAAAUCAAGGUGGAUUUUGCUAAUCAGGAGAGUCAGAUGGCUUUCUACCGCUCAAUGCAGGCAUCUGGGCAGGACAUUCGAGACUUCUACGAAAUUUUGUCUGAACGAAGAGAUGAGCGCAGGCCGCCUUAUCAUGAGUUUUCAGCAGAGCGGGUGUAUUAUGAAAGUGUGCGCACACCAGCCACCUUCACAGAAGACCCCCGCCGCAAAUACCCCGCUCGAAGCCGAGAGUUUUACACAGAAUGGGACCCCUACCAGGGAGACUACUAUGACCCACGUUACUAUGAUGACCCUCGCGAGUACAGGGAUUACCGGGACCCCUAUGAGCAGGAUAUUCGCAAGUAUAGUUACCUACAGAGGGAGAGAGAAAGGGAGAGGGAGCGGUUUGAGACGGACCGUGAGCGUGACCACGGCCGACGAACCAUUGAACGCAGUCAGAGUCCCUCACAUCCUCGUCGCCCGCCCAGCCCUGGCGCUUCCCCUUCUCCCUCUGAGCGACUACCUAGUGAUUCAGAGCGUCGCAUCUAUAGCCGCUCCUCAGAGCGUAGCGGCAGCUGCAGUUCACUGUCACCUCCACGUUAUGAGAAGCCAGAUAAGACACGGUCUGACCGAUACAGCAAGAAUGAAAAACCGGAGAAGGAACGCCAGCUGUUUGACAUAGAACGUGGCACUGGGGCUGAGAAGGACAAGCGUGCCACACGCAAGGAAAAAGGUGACAAAGGUGAGAAAGGGGAGAAGCUUAAGUUACGCAAGCUGAAGGUGCUAUCUCCCAGCAUUCCCUCGUCUGAGACAGAUCCAGAACCAGACCGUGAAUGCAGUCCAGAGGCAGGUCCUCGAUGUAAAGGUAGCAAGAUGACUACCAAGGAGAAAGAAACUGCUGGAAAGGGACGUCUUGAUCUGCCACCCUGCGUUGUGCAGCUCACACGAGUCAAAGAGAAAGAAGGAAAGAUGCUAGAUCAAGCUGGUGGUGACAAACGACUUAAGAGUGAAAAUGACACAGUCCGUUCACCCCUUCCUCUCCUACCCCCAUCUGCUGACCAGAAAGGAUUAAUAUCACGGUUAGAUGUUCAAAAAGGAGAGGGAUCUAAGCAAACUAAAGUUCCCAAAGAAAAGUUAUCAAGCUUGGUAGAAGUUGUUGACAAGGAGAGUAAAGUCAAACCCAAAAAGCAUACAAAAUCUGAACCUUGCUUUGAAGUCACAAACUCCUCUGCGGAUAUAGAGAGACUGGCUGCAAGAAAGAGACGUUUUGGAGAACCCAUUGGGAAGACAGACAGGCUUAAAAGGGGGAGCCAGGAAGAAGAAGAUAGCAGACUGGGCCUGAAAAAGCUGACUGACAGUGCUAUUGCAAAGGAAACAGAAUCUGAUCGGAAAAUGCUGCGGAAAGAGGCACUCAAGAGAGAGCACCGAAAAGCUAAACCAGAAAGGCUGGUCACUGUGUGUAGCCCUAAUGAAGAGCAGGACUCUGAGACUGUCCCGGUAGGGAUGAGGCUUAGCCUUGAUCUACAGACACGGCUUGGGAAACCAUCAGAUGAGGGUACAGACCUCUUGGACUUUCCUGGAAGGAAGAUUGUGGGGACAAAGAACCGCCUUGCCCGGAGAUUCUCUGAUGAUGGAAGCUUAGGUCAAGAUGACAUACGGGAGCAUGAGCACCAGAACUUCCCUGAUCAUGCUGAGCAGGUGGUGGUACCAGAAAAAGGCACUGGUGAUGCUGAGGAACGCCUUUCUGUGGACAUUGACCAUACUCAGAGCUGCCGUAAGCAGAUGGAACAGAAUCGGCGAUUACGACAACAACUGCAGGAGGCUGACAAGCCAGACAAACCCGAGAGCAUGACUGAUGGCCCUGAUGUUGAAGACUUUGAUCGUCGGAGCUUAGUUCAUGAGGUGGGCAAACCACCUCAGGAUGUCACAGGUGAUUCUCCACCUAACAAACGCAAGAAGCUAGAGGCUGACAUUGAUGUGAAUGCUAAGAGGGAACGCAACUACCGCAGUUCACGACAAGCAAGUGAGGAAUUUGAGAGGAAUAUUCCUUCCAUUCCAGGACUGCGCCUUUUUGCCUGUCAGGAGGAAGAAUUCACUGAAGAAUCACCUCGCCCAGUGGUUGCGAAAGAAACAAAAGAUUCACCAAAAUCAGAAUCCUACCCACACAUAGACAUGUUAAAGUACAACUUUGAUCUCACAACCAGUAGGGUCCGGUCAUCACACACAGAAAUACCCAAACUUAAAGCUACAACUCUGGGGUGUGAGGAAGACCUUCAGCAACGUUGGGAGAACAGAAUGAAACAGGACCCAUUGCGGCAUGACAUGAGCUUCCCAAGCAGUAUUGUGAAACGUGAAAGCAUUCGCAAACGUCUCGUGCGGGAACUAGAACCAGGCGAAGUGCAGUCAGAUUCAGAUGAGGAUGGAGAGAACAAGCACCAUUCCCCUAAGCCCUCAACAUCUUUUUCUCAUCUUCUUAGGGAACGUGAAGAAAGACUGUCAGAUCUCAAACUGUCUGGCUCACUAGAGAGAAACAAAUUUUACUCGUUUGCCCUGGAUCAGACUAUAACACCAGACACUAAAGCCUUGUUAGAGAGAGCUAAGUCACUGUCUUCAUCUCGGGAGGAUAACUGGUCCUUCCUGGAUCGUGACUCUCGCUUUGCCCACUUCCCCAGUAGCAAGGAUAAAGAAAAGGUUGAGUCUGCACCACGACCAAUUCCCUCCUGGUAUAUGAAGAAGAAGAAAAUCCGUACUGAUUCAGAGGGAAAGCUUGAUGACAAAAAAGAAGAACCAAAGCCAGAGGAGCAAGAGCGACAGGAGCUGUUUGCUUCUCGCUUCCUACACAGUUCUAUCUUUGAGCAGGACUCAAGGCGACUGCAGCAUCUUGAACGUAAAGACCAAGAUGCAGAAUUAAGUGUUGGAAGAUUUGGAGGGAGGCAAGGUUCUGCUGAUGGACAGCCUGGAGCAGGUGGAAUGGAUCUCUUACAAGAACCCAUGGUGCUUUUUCAUAGCCGUUUUUUGGAGCUGCAACAGCAGAAGGAGAGGGACCAACGUCCCCGAGAGAUGGAUAGAGGAAAUAGUGCUGAUGUAAAUGAGAGAGAGAAGCUGCAAGACGGAGAACAAGGUGGACAGCUUCUGAAAGCACCUGAAGUGACUCCAGAGCCAGAGGUUAAACCAAUCAGUCCUGUUCCCCUUCUUACAGUUUUACAGCCUGUUCUGGUGCCCAGGGAAAUGUCACCAUCCUUGGAGAAACCUACUGUCCAGACUCCAACUACAGAAGUUUCUGUAAAAGAAGAAAAGAUAGAGUCUGACAAACCUCAGGAACAGGUCCUGCCUGUACCUGUGACAGACAGUCAGUCACCUGCCCCCAUCAGUGUUAUACCCCCUGACACCGUUUCUUCAGAGGCAGAAGCUAAAGUACUUCUGAAAGACAAGUUAUGUGAAUCCAGCAUUCAAGGAGAAAACACUUUGAAUGUGGAACACACCUACCUUGAUGUAAAGCCGCCUACACCAGGAGCUUCAUUGAGCAGUUUGGACCCAGCGCCUGACCCUUCAGAAUUGCCCAACCCUGCUGUGCUCAAGCCUCAGGAAAAUAUGGAGGUUGUGAAAGAAGAAGAGGCCCUACCAGAAAAACUGGAAACCCCAAAUUGUGUCAUACUCCAGAAGGCAGAAGAGCCUCAGGAAGCAGCACAGGUGCCAGUCUGUGAAACAGAGAUAGAGCCAGCGUUGCCCACCAGAAAACCAUCCAAGAACAAAAGGGUCAAACCAGUUCCUGCAGCACCGCAGAUCCCUGUGACUCAAACAGGUGGUGCUGAAAAACCAGCUACCCGCAAAAGUGAGAGAAUUGACAGAGACAAGCUCAAACGGGCGUCUUCGCCUCGAGGAGAGGCUUCCAAACUGGGCUCUGAUUCCAAGACCACGGCAAAGUCACCCAUCCAUGCUCCAGACUCUGAACAGAGCUAUGAACUGAGUUUGCUGCAUGGCAGGACUCGGCGCAGAAAUGUUCGGUCUGUCUAUGCAACCCCAGUAGAGGAUGACCCUCCCCACCAGUCAGGGAGGGAUGUCACUGAGCCUCCCCGCCCUACACGCAAGCGGUGUGCUGAAAGAGAACCGGCACAGCAACCGCAGCAGCCCUCGCAGGAUACAUUAGCUGCACCAACCACACCUAGGAGAGGGCGCCCUCCUAAGACACGUCGGCGAGGGGAUGAUGUGUCACCAGUGAAAGGAGAGCCACAAAAAGCAGCAGAAGGAGAAGAGACUGAUAACGCCAACCCCAGCAGCAAUAACAGCGGUGAAUCUGUCAAAGCAGAGGGAUGGCGUUCACCCCGUACACAGAAAAUGCAGCUUAAUCAAGGAUCUCCAUGUGCAGCAUCUGGCCAGAGCCGGAAGGGAGUAAAAACAGACAAACCUGAGAAUGCAGCCCUGCAAUCAGAGCGUUCAAGGGGAGAGCCUGUGGGUGUUCUGGAGUCCACAGUUAAGUCAAAGGAUGAGUCUCUUGAGCAAAGUGAGAAACUAGCAGAUGAGGGCACACAAAGUAUGACAUUGCAGAAAAAAGAGAAAGAGAAAGAUACCUCAAGUCUAACAGAGAACAAAUUAAGUGAAGAGAGAGCCUGUGAGAAGGCAGAUGCUCCAGUAAUAGAGAAACGACCACCAUCUGAAAAGAGUGGAAAAACAAAAAUGGUCAGGCUAACGCGUAACACCAAAAUAAUAACCGAAGACAAGUCCUUGAGUCUAAAGAAUCUGGAGAUUCGUCUGAGUGUGGAUGAUGUGAAAGGUGUGCUACGCUCUGGAGAGGAGGAGUCUGAGUCUUUUGAAGCCUCUCUGAAAAAGACCAAGCCAAGUGUAUCUGCCAGGGAACAACCACUAUCUUCGCCCUUCCUCAAGGAAGCAUCAGAGCUCAGUCUGGAAGAGAAAGAAGAGGAGUUGUCAGAACCUGAACCACCAGCUGACCCAGCUGCUACUCUUCUGGCCCGUCAAAUGGAGUUAGAACAGGCAGUAGAGAACAUUGCUAAGCUCACAGUAGAGCUCCCACUUCCGCUGUAUAAGGAGCCUCCAGCAGAGCCACCUGCCCUGUUACCACCAGUCACAGUGACACCAGAAAGUGAAGCUGAGGAGGAGAAGCCUGCUAAUCCUGCCAGUGAGACUGAACUUGAAGCUGCCAUCUACUCCAUCACUGCUGAAGCAGAAGGAUUCAUAGCUCCUUCUACCUACUCAGCACUCAUACCUACACCAGAGCCAUUAGUUAUACCUUCCAACAGUGAGGCUAUGGAGCCAGAGGUGCGUAUGGCUAUCAGAAACAUUAUGGACACAACACAAGAGAUGGGUGGGUUGAUCCUAGACUCUAAGGGUCCAGAAGCAAUUGUUGCCAAUCCUUCUGCACAGGAGGAGUCCCCUCCACCACACCCAGGAACACCUAGAAAGGGAGGGAAAGUUAAGCUGAAAACCCAAAAGAAAACAAAGAGCCGAAGGACUAGUGCUAACAAAAAAGUGGACAUUGCAGAUGAUGCUGUGUCAGAUCGGGAUCCAACCCCAUUGAAGAUGCCGGACUCAAUCCCAGAUGAUCCGCAUACUAUAAGUCCUAAAGCAGGGUCUGCCUCGUCGGUAGCAGCUGUUGUCACUUCUGCAGCCUCUUGCAAGCAGGAAGUGGGGCAUGCAACUGUAGAAGCUGUCAAUACCCCUAAGGAGGCUGAACAGCCAGUGGUGGAACAACCAGAACCCCAGGAAUCUGCCUUUCACUCCAGUAGUAAGCUACAGCAGCAGUCCUCAGAUCCAAAAUCACCAACCCUCACACCUUCCCCGACCCGUCUGAACUACUCUCCUCCUUGCCCUACUAGGCUACCAGCUUCACCACAAGAUUGGAAAAGCCGACAUGAGGAUUGUGGUGCACUUCCUACCGCUGCAUCUCAUUUACCUGUUACUACUCCUUCAGUUUCAACAGCAGCCACCACAGGGACUCCUGGUAAUCCCCCCUUACCUCCUGACACAAAGGCAUCUGACAUUGACUCCAGUUCCAGUACCUUACGCAAGAUCCUUAUGGAGCCCAAGUACGUGUCGGCUUCAAACAACUCUGCAUCCAGUAAAGUGGUUACAUCCUCACUAAGGGAUUCACGCACAUCAGAGAAUGACAACUCAUCAGAACCAGCCACUAUCAAGUCCUCCCUGACUGAAGAAAGGCCAUUGCCUGUGAGUCCUCAGUCUACAGUCCAACAACCACCCCCACCUCCACCAUCUGAAAUUCAGCAGACAUAUGGUGAGAAGAUGGUAAAUUCAGUCAUUUCCUCUACAGCUACUUCUGUUAUUAGCCGCAUUCCCAUACCCUUUGACUCUGAGGAGGCACCACGCAUUACGCUAAGUAACCGUAGCUCCGGGAUUGCACUGCCGAAGCAGAAGUAUUGGUCUGGCAUGAAUGACAACAACAGGCUCCAUCAGGGACUGGUUGUGGAUGAAGAAGGGAAUAGUGGACGAGCUAUGGUGGAGAAUGUAGCCUAUAGCACAGGCUCCAGCCCAGGCCUGAGGGUGAACACGUCUGAGGGUGUAGUGGUGCUUAGUCAUUCAGGACAGAAAACAGAGGGGCCUCAGCGUAUCAGUGCGAAGAUAAGUCAAAUCCCACCAGCCAGUGCAGUUGACAUUGAGUUCCAGCAGUCUGUGUCUAAAUCUCAGCUCAAACAGGAACCACUGACCCCUUCCCAGACACCUACGUCUAAGACCUCCCAAACACCCACAGGGUAUGGCCACAGUGGUGGAGUGUUAGCUGGUCAACCUUAUAAUACUCAGGCUAUCAUUUCCACCAUUAAGCAGGAAAGUCCUGGCUCAGAUAAGUCUGAGUUACCGUACCAUUCUGGACCUCAGGGUAGCACUGUGAAGGUUCUUCCCCAGACUGUUAGCAGCCCUCAAGUUCUUAUCUACAACCAGGCCAUAUUGCAACAACAGCAAAAUAUUAAGAAGAGUGUGGUAAAUGAGUCCAUGAAAGCUGAGUCAUGUAAGCUACCCCAGCCUUCGAACCUAAGCCCUGUGAUGAGCCCCCACCAUUCUUCUCUAGCUGGAAACCAUAUGGGAUCGAGUCCUGGCACUCCUACUGACAGAGCUGUCCCGCACCUGAAACAAGAACCACACUCUCCCCGAACAUCAGGCCACUCGCCAUCACCCUUCUCCAAGGUGUGCCCACCAAGCAGCUCUGUAUCCCCCAUGGCCACCUCUGUCGUUCUCGGUCCAUGCAUGCCUGCAAUGUCCCAGUUUGUUUCGAGCGUGCAUCACCCAGAGCAGUCCGUUAUUAUGCCUCCUCAUAGUGUCACCCAGUCUGUUUCACUUGGUCACCUGUCUCAGGGUGAGGUAAGGUUGAACACCCCUCCUCUCUCUGGGAUGAAUUAUGGGAUGCGCCCAGAGUCUCUGGCCUCUCCACGGUCUGGGGCACAGCAGCGGUCAGGUACACCACAGCCGACAGGCAUCAGGGACAUGGUGCUGCAGCCACACACGGGUUCUUCUGGAGCUGGGAGCGGCAGUGAGACAGCGGAGGAAGAUGUCAGACAUUUCCAAAGUAUCCGCAGGUCAUCUGCACCCCAGAUGCAGCCGGAUGUGAUGGUUAUGUCAACGGAUUAUCGUGGAUUGCACCAUGGGGCUGGCUUGUAUGGCCUUGCAUCCCGGGAUGUGCGGAUUCUCAUGCACCACCAGCUGGGCGAACACCAAAGCUCUGAAGCACGAAGAGCUCGCACGCCUGAAACAGCCUCUUCGGUUUCCUCCAACAGCAUCUCAUCCUGCACUUCCAAGAUUGCCCCAGAUGGAAAAGGCGUGACACAAACAGGAAAGGACACCCAAAAAGCACCGGAUGUGAAGAUGCCACAGUCUCCACUUGCCGAAAGCAGGAUCAUAGGGGUGCACUCUCAGGUGCCUGUUAUGGUGACCUCUCAAGGGGUGCAGCUUAUGCAUUCAGGGGGUGCUGGCUCAUUCCCAGAAUAUCAAGCAGCAGUGUACCGGGACAUGCGGGGAUUCCACUCGCAGUACACUGGUCAUUCGGCAGUUGGGAUGAAUCUCCCCUCCAGGAGCAUCACUCCUUCACAGGAUGGUGAGCACAGCCAUCGUAGUAAAGCACCACAGGUGUCCUCAGGGGCAGUUGGAGGUGGGGCAGAGCUCAAAGCAGAAGGGUCGCAUCACCGACACACAACCUCCAUGGAUAUCUCACAUGCCCCCAGGGUUCAAGGGGAGGCAGGUUCUCCAUUGUACACUUCUUCCAUUGCUGUCUCCCACAAACUGGAGAUGCCGCAGACUCCCGUGCAGAAAGGGACUGCGUCUUUUGCACCCUCCUUGGUGCCAUCAGGCUCCGUGCAAAUGCACACAGAAAGCAAGCAGGAGCACACAGCACCGCGAUCAGUGGACAUGGUACAGCUUCUUAAGAAGUACCCCAUCGUGUGGCAGGGCCUCCUCGCUCUCAAGAAUGACACAGCGGCUGUCCAACUGCACUUUGUUUCGGGUAACAAUGUGCUGGCACACCGGUCACUGCCACCGCCCGAGGGGGGCCCUCUGCUCCGCAUUGCUCAAAGAAUGAGGCUUGAGGCGUCGCAGCUGGAGGGCGUGGCCCGCAGGAUGACGGUGGAGAGUGACUACUGCCUCCUGCUGGCUUUACCUUGUGGACGGGACCAGGAAGAUGUUCUCAACCAGACCCAUGCCCUCAAGGGUGGUUUCAUCACUUAUCUGCAGGCCAAGCAGGCUGCCGGCAUUAUCAAUGUCCCCAACCCGGGUUCCAACCAGCCAGCCUAUGUGCUCCAGAUUUUCCCACCCUGCGAGUUUUCGGAGAGCCACCUGUCCCGAUUGGCUCCGGACCUCCUCAGCAGCAUCUCCAGCAUUUCGCCACACCUCAUGAUCGUCAUCGCGUCUGUGUGAGGGCGCUGGACGCCAGCAGCUUCAACUGGGAGGACCACGGGGACAGUCUUGCAGACACCAUAGGUUGUCCGGCUGGACUAGAUCUGCCCUGAUCAGUUCCUCGGAUCAUUUUGAUUUUCUUUUAAGUGUGCUGGAGUUGUCUGAAGGACACGCAGGAGAGAACAACUUCAGAAGUGAACAAUCUAACUGGUGGAUUGUGUUCUCAAAUUAUUCUACUGUUUUCUUACAAAUGGAUCGGAUCAGUCAUUGCACUAUGUUGGAGAAUUUUAAGAAAAGUACAAAAAAAAAAAAAAAACUUGGACUUUCAGAGUGAAGUAAAAAAUGACCAGCACCGCGCCAAUCUGGAGCUUCCAGCCUCAGCGCGGGAGGAAACAUCCGGCAAAUCACUGUCAGGCUGAACUGUCAACUGCACCUGUCACCUGUACCUGUACUGCUACUACUGUCCUCCUGCUGGCUGAAAUGUACUACUACUCCUUGGAGAAGGAUGGCGCUCUUAUGAUCACAGUUUCUGCCCCAGGAACAUGGAGCUCCUUGAGUUGUACAGUUUACACUUUAUGCCUCAACUGGGGACCAUAUAUAAAUGCAUAUAUAAAUAUAAAUAUAUAUAUAAUAUAUAUAUGUAUACAUAUAUACUUUUUUCUUAAAGGUUAAUGGUCAGAUGGGACUAUGAGAGCCUUGUAAAUAUUAUAAAUAUUUAAAGACUUAAGCGCAGUGCUGGGAGUCAAAGUGGCUCCCUAACUUGCCGGCGGUUAAGGAGGCAGGAGAGCAAGAAGAACUGCAAACUCCCAGCAGAAGUGUUCACAACCAUUUUGUUUUUAACAUAAAUCUGUGCCAAAAUGUCUUUUCAGAAGAAAACUUAAAGCAAACGAGAAACUAAAUGGAAUUAAAAAUCAGAUCUUAUUUUCGUACUUGACUUUGUCGCUGUUUCCUGCUCAACUGUCUUGUUUUUAGGGUUUGUUUUAAUUCUGUGCCUCCUUAUUAUUCUGCAUUGAUUUUAUCGUCAUUAUGGGGAAAAAUGCUACACAUCCUUUCUGUACGUUAUUUUGUGUACGUCUGUGGUUUUACAAUUCACCGAAGGUUUCCCUUCUGCUUUCCCACCGAGGUGCGACUUUACGCCCUCUGAAGAUUGUAGAACUUGAAGUGUGGGGGCAUCAAGCAGCAGCUACACCACGCUUCAGUGUUGGCACAGACACACAGUGGAGGAGAAGACAUUGGAGACUUAGCUGAGCCAAGAUGUGAUAUGUGAUGAAUGAACUCUACCUCCCUACUGGCACCCCACCCUAGAACUACACUGUACACAGUUGCCCCCCCCAUCGUCUUCUUUUUAAAUGUGUCUUUUUUCAGAGUCAUUUUGUUUUGUCAGACAAAACAAGGCAGUCUGAAAAAGGCAGAGCUAAGUGUAAACCGAUGCGGACCGUGAACCGUGUUUCUCAGUUUUUGUGGUGUAAAUAUUUAUAUGACUGCAAGCUGACCACUUUCAUGGUAUUGUUGAAGGCACAUAAUUUUGAUAUACAAAUAAAACAAACGAAACGCCCAAACAAAAACAAUCAAAAGAACAAUUUUAAACUUUGUCCUUAGAUCU
Messenger RNA from Scleropages formosus (Asian bonytongue), 12475 nucleotides. It is a transcript of the gene spen, whose product is annotated as spen family transcriptional repressor. Gene Ontology annotation, molecular function: RNA binding. Lineage: Eukaryota; Metazoa; Chordata; Actinopteri; Osteoglossiformes; Osteoglossidae. The record is from RefSeq and is a predicted model, not a curated record.